CUGCGUGCGUACAUGGCUGCGGACUGGCAGGAGGAGCAGCAGAAUGCAUGCAGACGCCUCGGUCUGCCUGCGUCUCCUCCCUUCCAGCCACCGGCAGAGUACCUGCUCAUGGGCAUUGGCCAAAGAGGAGACCACAUCUUCCAGGGCAUUAUCUAUGGCCAGCCCAAACACCCUCUGCUCCUGGCGGCCAUAAAACACGCGUUUUCGCGCCGCAUCUUGGCAUGCAUCGCCAACAGGGAGUACAUGGUCUUCUGCAAGGAGCUCUGGAAACUGCUUCAGCAGGACCUUGGCAGGGAUCCACAGGCCCUGCCUCAGGCUGUCUCAGAGGCACAGGAUGUGAAAGCUCUCGCUCACACCAUCGACAUGCCUCCAAGGGAACAGCCGGGGGCAUUGCCCAAGCUAGGCGAGGUGGGGGAGAAUGUGGUGCAGAGUAUUGAUGACAACUCGUUCGACGCCAUCAUGGACGUGAUUGGCAAGGAGGUUAAGUACCAGGGCCCCAUAGAGGUGACCGAGCUACUCGGAUAUGAGGCUGGGCCGUCAAUCCAGUCCAAGGAUGCAGAAAUCCCCAAGCGCGAGCAAAUCGUUCGGGAGUGCCAGUCUGACUCGUUCUUUGACUGGCUGCAUGCGCUGGCGACGAUUUUGAUUUUCCACGAGCCACUCAUUUUGAGCGGACUCCGAUCCACCGAGCUCACAACUCUCUGGAAUCGCCGCAUUGCCACUUUGAGUAAGGUCCCUUGGAUAUUCGGACCACUCCUCCUCGUGCGCAAUGUCUCCCACAGAACAUCGUGGAUGGAAGCCAUGUCGGCAAGACUGGCGGACAAUGACCAUGGCCGCCUGACGGUUGCCCUCGCAGCGCCGGAUGGGUCACAGAGCCAUGCCACGAUUACUGCUUUCUUUGGCAUCUUGGGCGGCCUUUUCCGCAGUAUGUGGGAUCGCACCGAAAUGUCGGCGCUGCUCGAGACGGACGACAACUUUGAGAUAGUUGCGUCCACCGCCAAAUCUAUCUACGCGGACGAGUCCAACGAGGCAUGCGGAUCGAUCACAGAGCAGGGGACACUGACGCCAAGAAGAAUUAUUUGA
This is a messenger RNA of Symbiodinium sp. CCMP2456, 1080 nucleotides long. The record is from the annotation of a GenBank genome assembly. NCBI's taxonomy places the organism in Eukaryota, Dinophyceae, Suessiales, Symbiodiniaceae.